AUGUCUACCAAAGCACCGCCGUCGCAAACCGAUGACACGGCGCCUUCGACAACCUCAACAACCUCAACAACUGCAACCCUUGGAAACCCCGAAUGUGAUGCCCAAAUCAUGCAAAAUAAUCAGGUCAUGAAAGAAGAAACAGAAAGGCCUGAUUCUGGCGUUCAUGAUGACCUCGGUGACACUCGCCCCGGCGGCUUCACUUUGUUGAUGACCGUCGCAGCUCUAGCCAUGAGCAUGUUCCUGACGAUUGUGGCAACCGCGAUUCCAAAGAUGACGGAUGAAUUUGGUGGAAUUAAGGACGAGGGGUGGUAUGGAUCCGCAUUCUUCAUCACCCUGGGCAGUUUUCAGGCAGCAUGGGGCAAGGCGUACAAAUACUUUCCUUUGAAAAUAUCGUUCUUGAUAUCCAUUUUCAUUUUUGAGGUUGGAAGUUUGAUCUGCGGCAAGUUUUCUCUCCCAAUUAGUAUUGCACUGAUCGUAGGGCGGGCUAUUACUGGCGUUGGAGGCGCAGGCAUUUCCUCAGGCGCAUUUACCAUCAUCGCUCUGUCCGCUCCACCGAAACAGCGCCCUGCUUAUAUUGGAAUCCUGGGUGCCUCUUAUGGAAUUGCCGCAGCUAUUGGUCCUCUAGUCGGAGGUGCCUUUACCAGCAAUGUCACUUGGCGAUGGUGUUUCUAUAUCAAUCUGCCCAUUGGUGGACUUGCAGCUGGUAUUAUUUUACUGUUCUACUGCGCCCCUCCGCCCCUGCCGUUCCUAGAUGCCCCAUUGAAAGAAAAGGUUCUUCAAAUGGAUCUGGGUGGUACUUUAUUGCUACUGUCUGCUCUGGUAUGCUAUGUUCUUGCUCUGCAGUGGGGUGGAAUCUCGCUACCUUGGAGUGACUCCAAAGUUGUUGGCACUUUGGUUGGAUUCGCAUUGCUAUUGAUUGUCUACGGCAUUGUACAAUGGAUACAGAAGGAACGUGCAGCAAUGAUCGGGCGUCUUUUCCGGCGAAACGUGAUUAUCACCAUGAUCUAUAUCGACUUACUGGCAGGUACAUUUUUUUUGCUUGUUUACUAUCUACCCAUCUAUUUCCAAGUUGUUUCUGGCGUAUCUGCUGCUCAGAGCGGUAUCAGGAACUUGCCCUUGAUUCUUGCUCAGAGUGUUGCAACUGUGGUGUCAGGUGUGACUCUUAGCAAAUAUGCAUACCCGCAGCCCUUCCUCCUAGCCGGGGCGGCACUCGCAGCAAUCGGCUCAGGUUUGCUUUACACCCUUGAGAUUAAUACUGGAUCUGGCAAAUGGAUUGGAUAUCAGCUACUAACUGGUAUUGGCAUUGGAUGGUGCUUCCAAGUUCCCGUGGUCACUGCACAAGCAUCCGUCAAGCCGGAAGACUUGCCAUCUGUGACGGCCAUGGUUUUGACUGUGCAAACAAUUGGAGGGUCUCUCUUUGUAAGCGCUGGUCAAUCAGCUAUGGUCAACGUUUUGCUCAAUGUUCUCCGUGGAGAGACUUCAACCGUCGAUGCCUCCAAAGUUGCGAUGACAGGCGCAACUGAGCUGCGUGAAGUCUUCUCUUCCGAGCAAAUGAGUUUUAUCCUCGGUGCAUAUAUGCAAGGUCUUCAGGCAGCAUUCCUGGUGGCCGUUAUCGCAUCUUGUUUGGCCACUGUGGCCUGUAUGGGUAUACAAUGGAAGAAGCUUUCGGGGGCGGUUACUGUUGCAUCAGCCGCCUGA
Penicillium manginii is the source of this 1698-nucleotide messenger RNA. RefSeq names its product MDR family MFS transporter. The coding region runs from base 1 to 1698 and encodes 565 amino acids. Gene Ontology annotation, biological process: transmembrane transport. The transcript has 4 exons. Gene Ontology annotation, molecular function: transmembrane transporter activity. Lineage: Eukaryota; Fungi; Ascomycota; Eurotiomycetes; Eurotiales; Aspergillaceae. The record is from RefSeq and is a predicted model, not a curated record.